Glycine soja is the source of this 2297-nucleotide messenger RNA. Its product is annotated as aluminum-activated malate transporter 14-like. The transcript has 7 exons. Lineage: Eukaryota; Viridiplantae; Streptophyta; Magnoliopsida; Fabales; Fabaceae. Bases 485 to 2059 code for a protein of 524 amino acids. The record is from RefSeq and is a predicted model, not a curated record. Gene Ontology annotation, biological process: malate transport. Gene Ontology annotation, cellular component: plant-type vacuole membrane.
GUUGAGGGGGUGCUAACAAGUUUUUACCGUGACGCUGCUUUUCAAUUGAAAACAACAAAUUAUUGUUUUCUGUUUUCAACCUAUUUUCUCUCCAAAUGUUUUCAAAAAUUAAAACAAACAUAUUUUCAACUACAAUUUCCUGUAUUUCUUGUGUUAGUGAAAAUAAAAACAAAAAAACAGAUAAGCCAAGCUAAUUCAAACUUGUAGAAAAACUUAUUUUAUUAUUUCUUGUUAUAUUUAUUUAUGGAGAAACUUAUUCAGCCUGUAUGAUAUCUACAAGCUUCUGGUCAGCACCUUCACCAAUAAGAUAACAAGACAAGCAGUUUCUGUGAGUCGAUCGCUGGGAUAGGCUACGAUAUCAUCUUAGCAUUUGGGUUUGAGCCUCACUCAAUCUUACGAAACCGGUCAUAUCACUAGUUCACGUGGGAUUUCCAACAAUUGUUAUACUCAGUAAUUGAAACUGGUUCAGGAUUUGAAAGUUUUAAUGGCUGAAACCAAUACAAGCUCUACGAAAAUGAGAUAUAUUUAUAGCUAUGCUGAUAAGUUGAAGAGAUUUCCUGGUUUGGCAAGGAAGGCAAUAUGGAAGGUUGGCAAAGAGGAUCCAAGAAGGGUGGUUCAUUCUAUGAAAGUCGGUGUGGCUUUGGUACUAGUUUCUUUGUUAUUUUUGUUGGAGCCAUUGUUCAAAGGGAUAGGGAAAAAUGCUUUGUGGGCUGUCAUGACUGUGGUUGUGGUGAUGGAGUUCACUGUAGGGGCAACAUUAUGCAAAGGACUAAAUAGAGGAAUAGGGACUCUCUCAGCAGGAUCAUUGGCAUUUCUUAUUAAGUAUUUUGCAGAUGCCCCUGGUCGGAUUUUUCAAGCAGUAUACAUUGGUAUUGCAGUUUUUAUGAUAGGAGCACUAACUACUUAUGUGAGGUUCAUUCCCAAUAUCAAGAAGAAUUAUGACUAUGGUGUUCUGAUCUUUCUUCUAACCUUUAAUUUGAUAACUGUAUCAAGCUACCGUGUUGAUUAUAUCUGGGACUUUGCAAGAGAUCGGAUAUACACCAUUGCCAUAGGAUGUGGCCUAUGUCUUGUGAUGACCAUAUUAGUAUUUCCAAACUGGUCAGGGGAAGACCUCCACAAGAACACCAUAUCAAAGCUUGAAGGCUUAGCCAACUCUAUACAAGUCUGUGUCAGGGAAUAUUUUUAUGAGUCUGCAAAAGAAGAAACUGAAGAUGAUGAUUCAUCGGAGGAUCCAAUUUACGAAGGUUACAAGGCUGUUUUAGAUUCCAAAGCAAAAGAUGAAACACUGGCAUCACAAGCAAGCUGGGAACCAAGAUUCUCAAGAUAUUGCCACAAAUUUCCGUGGCAUCAAUAUACAAGAGUGGGAGCUGCUCUUCGCCAAUUCGGUUACACUGUUGUAGCACUACAUGGAUGUCUACAGUCUGAAAUUCAGACACCAAAGUCAAUUAGUACCCUGUACAAAGAUUCUUGCAUGAGACUUGGAGAGGAAGUGUCAAAUGUAUUAAGGGAACUGGCCAACAGCAUAAGGAACAAUCGUCAAUUCUCCCCUCAAACACUCUCAAACAAUCUCAAUGAAGCAUUACAAGACCUGGACAAUGCCUUGAAAUCCCAACCACAACUUGUACUUGGCUUGAGGAAUGGUCGAACUCGAACCCUUAAAACCGCAGUUCAAGCAAUUCCACUUCCACAUCCUGACCAAAAGCUUGAAGAGGACACCAAAUUCUCAUUUACAAGUCUCGGGAACUGUUCUUCUACCCCGCGUUUAAGGCAAUCCGUGGAGCACUCUCGUGAACUGAAAAGGAAGGUUUUAAGGCCACAAAUGAGUAUGACUGCGAGUGCAAUCAUUAGCCUUGAGUUCUCAGAAGCAUUACCCUUUGCUGCUUUCACUUCUUUGCUUGUAGAGAUGGUGGCUAAACUGGAUCAUGUUAUGGUUGAAGUUUAUGAGUUGGGCCUAGUAGCACACUUUAAAGAGUUCCAAGGUGAUGAGAUUGUUGUCACUUGCGAAAAACCAAACAUGAAUAGAGCUCAGAAUGACUUGCCUUCUCAUGGAGCAGAGUAGUUAGUAAUAGUACUAGUAUAGAAUCCAAAGGAAGUACUGGAGCAUAUUCUUCCUUGCAGUUGGUGUUUAUUAUCCCAUGAUCACAGUUACAUGCCUACAUUCAUGUAUGCAUGCAUACAUUCCUGUGUGUAUGUAAAAGAACCUUUCUCGUCUUCUUACAUGGAGAAGAGUGCACGCAAAAUGCUUCCACAACAAUUACCUUGAAUUGCAAAGUCAGUUCCUUGGUUUAUUAUAGCUA